CCGGUGGAUUGUGGGAUCGCAGCAGAGUCAGGCACUCAAGUCCACUGUAAGGUCAGCCUCCCCACAGCCCAAGAUGUCGGUCGUGUGUUUCUCCUUGAAUCGUUGCGGUGGCAUGGCACUUCGCUCCUGCGCUGGAGUCGUGGCGGUGCGUUAUGCCCAGACCGCUGCAGCCCCUGCAGCCCAGCCCAGGAUCAAGAAGUUCCAGGUGUACCGCUGGGACCCUGAUACGGUCGGAGACAAGCCCCGCAUGCAGACCUAUGAGAUUGACCUGAACCAAUGUGGCCCAAUGGUGCUGGACGCCCUGAUUAAGAUCAAGAACGAGAUGGACCCCACGCUGACCUUCAGGCGGUCCUGCAGAGAGGGUAUUUGUGGCUCGUGUGCGAUGAACAUCAACGGAGGCAACACACUUGCCUGCCUAAACAAGAUCGACACAAACACCAGCAAAGCCACCAAGAUCUACCCACUACCUCAUAUGUAUGUCGUCAAAGACUUGGUUCCUGAUAUGAGCAACUUCUAUGCCCAGUACAAGUCCAUCGAGCCCUACCUGAAGAAGAAGGACGAGUCCCGAGAGGGCAAGGAGCAGUAUCUGCAGACAGUGGAGGAUCGGCAGAAACUGGAUGGGCUGUAUGAGUGUAUCCUGUGCGCAUGCUGCAGCACCAGUUGUCCCAGCUACUGGUGGAAUGGAGACAAAUACCUGGGACCCGCUGUUCUUAUGCAGGCGUACCGCUGGAUGAUCGACUCUCGAGAUGAGUUCACAGAGGAGCGUCUGGCGAAACUGCAGGACCCAUUCUCUUUGUACCGCUGUCACACCAUCAUGAACUGCACUAAGACCUGCCCCAAGGGCCUGAACCCAGGGAAAGCCAUCGCAGAGAUCAAGAAAAUGAUGGCCACGUACAAGGAGAAGACAGCCACUGCAUGAAGACUUUCUUUGGCACGCCUGUACCCUCACAACCGUCCCCUCCCAUAAUGUACAGUUAUCACGAGCCUCGGCGAGACCCUUACAGACCGCUCACUACACAGCCCUCUCAGAGAUACACUCCAACGCAAGUGACCCUACAGCUAAGAGUAGUCGGAUGGCUCUUUGUGUGUGUGGAUGUGUGUGUGUGUGGAUGUGGAUGUAUGUGUGUGUGAGAGAGAAAUAAUGAACACGGGAAAGAGUGAGACAAAUGUGUGUGAGUGCCUAAUAAAAAAGCUAUGACAGGCUAAAGUAGUAUUCUGCAAUCCUAGUUUGUCCAGCCUGUUGUAGAUCUGUUGGAAUGGGAGUGUGCAGGAGUCUGUUCAGAGUGUGACAUGGUUAACCAUAUACAGAUUCCACCGGAUUUCAUGUUCUUCCACCUAAACAGAAGACUUGGUUUUUGUGUAAUUAAUAGUAACCUUUCAAAUCUCUGGAGCUAUUUCAGCUGCUUAUGCAGAGAUUAUAUAUCUGAUGUUGUAAUUAUAUUUGUGUUAAAUGAUCAGUAAUUUAUGACCAUAAAUACACUGGGUGUUGAACGGCGGACAAUAAUUUUGAUCAAUCUUCAUAUCCGAUACUCCAUAUUUUCAGUAAAUAAAGUUCAUAUUUAUCAAAGGA
Messenger RNA from Alosa alosa (allis shad), 1570 nucleotides. RefSeq names its product succinate dehydrogenase complex, subunit B, iron sulfur (Ip) (gene sdhb). Gene Ontology annotation, biological process: respiratory electron transport chain; tricarboxylic acid cycle; aerobic respiration. The coding region runs from base 74 to 919 and encodes 281 amino acids. Gene Ontology annotation, molecular function: 2 iron, 2 sulfur cluster binding; electron transfer activity. Gene Ontology annotation, cellular component: mitochondrial membrane. The transcript is spliced from 8 exons. Lineage: Eukaryota; Metazoa; Chordata; Actinopteri; Clupeiformes; Clupeidae. The record is from RefSeq and is a predicted model, not a curated record.